AUGUCCCUGCCGUACUCGCCCAUCGCCCAAGGCGACCCGCACGAGUCCUCCGAGAAGCUCCUCGCUCAGCCCGCCGACAUCGACGACACCGGCGCAUGCCCCCGCCCGCGCCACCGCCCCUCGGUCUGGCGCAGCUCCUGGCUAUGGCUACUCCACGCCUUCCUGCUCUUUCUCAACCUUUCCGUCCUCCUCUCACUGGUCUUGCGUUCCAGCUUCCCUGAACGCGUCGACUGGGACGACCUUCUCAACGCUCACUCUCCUGUGUACCCCGCCGUCGAGUAUAAUCUCGUCCGCUUCAACGGCACCAUCGGCUUCCGCUCGCCCUACGUCGGCAUCGGUCCCUCCGUUGAUGCUGCCUGGGCAGAGGUCACCGACCACAGCGGCUCGCUGCCCAUCCGCAUUCCCGACGACUACCUCUCCCGCAUCCGCCUCGACGACUCCCACCGGCCGUCCAACGUCCGCUUCCUCCCCGAGGAUGGCGGCGGAAGCAUGGGCUCCAUAGAUCUCUUCCACAACCUCCACUGCGUCAACAUGUUCCGCAAGUACUCUUACUUGGAGGACUACCCCGAGAUCCAGGACAUGAUGUCCACGCGCCCCCGCUUCUUCCGCGACCACAUGGACCACUGCCUCGAGAUGCUCCGCCAGAACCUCAUGUGCCAUGCCGACAUCGCGCUCAUCACCUACGACUGGGUCGCCGACUUCCCCAAGCCCUUCCCCGACUUCAGCACCGUGCACCAGUGCCGCGACUUUACAAAGAUCCAGGAGUGGGAGCGCGCAAACCGCGUGCGUGUCUCCCUGGAGCGCAUCCAGGCCACGAGGAAGGGCGGGCCCGGCGAGCUCUCCGUCGCGGACGUCGACCUCAGUGGCGUGCUCACCAUCGGCAGCAUGGGCGGGGACGCGCCCAGCCGAACAGACUGA
Molecule: messenger RNA, 918 nt
Organism: Fibroporia radiculosa
Lineage: Eukaryota; Fungi; Basidiomycota; Agaricomycetes; Polyporales; Fibroporiaceae
Exons: 5
Coding region: 1-918 (305 amino acids)
Biological process (GO): mycotoxin biosynthetic process
Source: RefSeq, a predicted model, not a curated record